CCCUCCCUCUUUCCCUCCCGCGAGCCUCGGGGUUCCUCAGCUGGCUGAGGUGGAGUCAGUGUCAGUCAGGGAGGCGAACUGCUGAGCACUGGCCGCGGACGCUCCGUUGCAGUCUCGCCCAGGGGCCGGUACCUGCGCUCGCGCCGCCGGGUUGAAAGGAUGAAGCCGCAGCUGGAGCAGCCACCCUAUGAUUGGCUGUGGCGCUUGUGAACCCAAAGUAAAGAUGGCGGGCGGGCAGGCAGCCGCCGCACUGCCCACUUGGAAGAUGGCGGCGCGCCGCAGCCUCAGCGCUCGCGGCCGGGGGAUCCUGCAGGCGGCUGCGGGGCGGCUGCUGCCGCUGCUCCUGCUGAGCUGCUGCUGCGGUGCGGGCGGCUGCGCAGCGGUGGGCGAGAAUGAGGAGACGGUGAUCAUCGGGCUGCGACUGGAGGACACGAACGACGUGUCGUUCAUGGAAGGGGGGGCGCUGCGGGUGAGCGAACGGACCCGGGUCAAGCUGCGGGUGUACGGGCAGAACAUCAAUAACGAGACGUGGUCCCGCAUCGCCUUCACCGAGCACGAGCGGCGGCGCCACAGCCCGGGGGAGCGCGGGCUGGGGGGCCCCGCGCCGCCAGAGCCGGACAGCGGCCCCCAGCGAUGCGGCAUCCGCACCUCAGACAUCAUCAUCUUGCCCCACAUCAUUCUCAACCGCCGCACCUCGGGCAUCAUCGAGAUCGAGAUCAAACCGCUACGCAAGAUGGAGAAGAGCAAGUCCUAUUACCUGUGCACGUCGCUCUCCACGCCCGCCCUGGGCGCCGGCGGCUCGGGGUCCACGGGUGGCGCCGUCGGGGGCAAGGGUGGCUCGGGGGUGGCCGGGCUCCCGCCGCCCCCGUGGGCCGAGACCACCUGGAUUUACCACGACGGCGAGGACACCAAGAUGAUCGUAGGCGAAGAGAAGAAGUUCCUGCUGCCCUUCUGGCUGCAGGUGAUCUUCAUUUCGCUGCUGCUGUGCCUGUCGGGCAUGUUCAGCGGCCUCAACCUGGGGCUCAUGGCCCUGGACCCGAUGGAGCUGCGCAUCGUGCAGAACUGCGGCACGGAGAAGGAGAAGAAUUACGCCAAGCGCAUCGAGCCGGUGCGCAGGCAGGGCAACUACCUGCUGUGCUCACUGCUGCUGGGCAACGUGCUGGUCAACACCACGCUCACCAUCCUGCUCGACGACAUCGCCGGCUCGGGCCUCGUGGCCGUGGUAGUCUCCACCAUCGGUAUCGUCAUCUUCGGAGAGAUCGUGCCCCAGGCCAUCUGCUCCCGGCAUGGCCUGGCUGUGGGGGCCAACACCAUCUUCCUCACCAAGUUUUUCAUGAUGAUGACCUUCCCCGCUUCCUACCCGGUCAGCAAGCUGCUGGACUGCGUCCUGGGCCAGGAGAUAGGCACCGUCUAUAACCGGGAAAAACUGCUGGAGAUGCUCCGGGUCACCGAUCCCUACAACGACCUCGUUAAGGAGGAGCUGAACAUCAUCCAAGGGGCGCUGGAGCUCCGCACCAAGACGGUGGAGGACGUGAUGACCCCACUCCGGGACUGCUUCAUGAUCACCGGCGAAGCCAUCCUGGACUUCAACACCAUGUCUGAGAUCAUGGAGAGCGGCUACACCCGCAUUCCAGUGUUUGAAGGGGAGCGCUCCAAUAUCGUGGACCUGCUGUUUGUCAAAGACUUGGCCUUCGUGGAUCCCGAUGACUGUACCCCCCUGAAAACCAUCACCAAAUUUUAUAACCACCCCUUGCACUUUGUUUUCAAUGACACCAAGUUGGACGCUAUGCUGGAAGAAUUUAAGAAAGGUAAAUCUCACCUGGCUAUCGUGCAGCGGGUAAACAAUGAGGGAGAAGGGGAUCCAUUUUAUGAAGUUCUGGGAAUCGUCACCUUAGAAGAUGUGAUUGAAGAAAUCAUCAAAUCUGAGAUUCUUGAUGAAACAGAUUUAUACACUGACAACAGAACGAAAAAGAAAGUGGCUCACCGGGAACGAAAGCAAGAUUUUUCUGCCUUUAAGCAGACAGACAGUGAGAUGAAGGUUAAAAUAUCACCACAGCUCCUCCUGGCCAUGCACCGUUUCCUAGCAACAGAAGUAGAAGCAUUUAGCCCAUCCCAGAUGUCAGAGAAGAUCCUUCUAAGGCUGCUAAAGCACCCCAAUGUCAUCCAGGAACUGAAAUAUGAUGAGAAGAACAAGAAAGCCCCCGAAUACUACCUCUACCAGCGCAACAAGCCAGUAGACUACUUCGUUCUCAUUCUGCAGGGGAAAGUGGAAGUUGAAGCUGGGAAAGAAGGUAUGAAGUUUGAAGCGAGCGCCUUCUCAUACUAUGGCGUGAUGGCCCUGACAGCCUCUCCAGUUCCUUUGUCCCUGUCUCGUACCUUUGUUGUCAGCAGAACAGAGUUGUUAGCAGCAGGUUCUCCAGGUGAAAAUAAGUCCCCUCCUCGCCCAUGUGGCUUGAAUCACUCAGACUCUCUCAGUCGAAGCGACCGGAUUGACGCCGUCACACCAACACUGGGGAGCAGCAAUAACCAGCUCAAUUCUUCGCUCCUCCAAGUCUACAUCCCCGAUUACUCGGUGCGAGCCCUUUCGGAUCUGCAGUUUGUUAAGAUCUCAAGACAGCAAUACCAAAAUGCCUUGAUGGCAUCCCGGAUGGACAAAACCCCCCAGUCUUCAGACAGUGAAAACACUAAAAUCGAAUUGACUCUUACGGAGCUGCAUGACGGGUUGCCAGACGAGACAGCCAACCUGCUCAACGAACAGAACUGUGUGACGCACAGUAAGGCCAACCACAGCCUGCACAACGAAGGCGCCAUCUAGGCCGCGCUGGCUGCACCCGCCCAGGCCCGCACCCGCCCAGUCCCGAGGGCCCGGCCCUGUCUGCCCAUGACUUCACUGGUGUGAGCUUGUCCGCCAUGCUGUACCCUGCAACAUCCUGAGACCAAAGACCUUGUGCCCUUCCCAGGAGCCGCGGAGGAGGACAGUGAGGGAGGAAUGGAAACGAGAGAUGUGAAGUUGGCAGCCGGGGCAUGGCGUUCAAGAUUUUGGAGAUGAACUGAUUCCGCCCAAAUAGAAUCAUGUUUAUUUUUUCAGCUCUCCCUUUUAUCAUUAUUCACACUCCUCUGCCCUCGAUUUGCAUGAAGUUGAAAAUUGUUGCGAUUUAUUUUUUCAAGAGAUCAUGUUUUUAAAGUGUCUUUUGCAGAGUUUUAAGUUGUUCUGUCUGAACUCUGCUGUGAUCCCAUGAUGUGACCCUGAUGGGCUGGACUUGCCCCUCCGGUAGCCUUCCUUGGCCCUCCCAGCGAGGGGCACCCUUCCUCUGUGCCCCAGUGGGCAUCACCGUCGAUCUCGCUGGCUGAAUGAAGAAGACCGUGUUACUGCAGAACCUGCCAAGUCUGUCAUCACUGUGGGGUGUAGCCUGCCUCAGAGGGACCUGCAAUCACCUCUCUGAGCUCAGUGGUAUUUUGAGAAUUUAAUGUUUAACUGUACCCCUUUCCCUCAGGAAGAUUUAACAUUUGCUUGGGAAUGUGAUUUUGCUCCCACCCUAAGGAAUUUUUAUCACCAAAAUGAAUGUUAAUGAAUUUAAAACCCAUGGUUUAUCAUUGGCAAGAGGCAAGUUGACUUCAUCCUGUCAUUCCAGCCUGGGGUCUGCCAGCCAGCCCUCCUCCCCGACCCAGCGCCUAAGCUCACAGAGUGUCGUCGCCCACCUCCCUGGUCCUUGCUCUUGUUAACCCAAGAUGCUGCUACACAGAUGCCAAAUGGAAAUCUUCCACAGGGCUUUUUCAGUAAACACGUGAUGUGGAGUGCAAGCUCCUCCCCUUCCCACUAGAACAUACUUUAACAGAAAACGAGUCGGACCUUCUAGCUGCACUCUGUACUGUGUGCCGAGAAGGCAUUUCUAGACCCGUGUUUUUAAAGGAGGGAACUUUGGGGAUUGCCAGCCCCUGCUCCUCCUCCCAGGGAGCCAACUGUCCCUCCUCCCCUGUCCCUGGGCCCAUGGGGCCCGGCAGUGGCUGUGUCCCCUGCCUGAGGGCUCUGUGCCUCCUGCCUCAGAUGCGGCCUGUGCCAGAGAGGCUGCCUGUACAGCCAGGGUCAGUUUGGCCCCAAACAGGGAUUCAGAAACCAAAUGUGUGUUGUGGCCAUUUUAUGUGUGUCUCCGUCUUAUUUUAAUACCAAAUUCAUCAUGUAGUGAAAUUAUGUCAGGAGGUAUAUGAGUGACUGAAUUCUUAACUAUAGCUUAUCUGUGUUUUGUUAGCCCGAGGGAUAUGUGCAGGUUGUUGGCGCUAUUCAUGCACUGAAAUGAAAUCAUACUGACCAGUGUACACACAAGAUUAUCAGUGCCCGCCGCAUCCAUCACUAGGAAAGGAGAGAGCGUUUUCUGUUUAGGCUCACUGCGCAAAGGGAGGCCUUGGCUAAGUGGCAGUUUUCUUCUCCCUACUCCAGGUAGGAAGUCUGUUCAGCCACGGCUGGGCUGUGUGCGGGGCAGGGAGCGUGGCUGAGGAGCAGACAGCAGCGGGCCGGGCUGGCUGCCUGGUGAGCAGUUUGGUGCCUCGGGUGUUGUGCAUGCCCGGCUCAGUAUUUCCUCUGGGAUGCCAGUCCUGGAGUGUCUUCCUCAGAAGGUGCCGUGUCCCUUAGUGGGGGGAAGUACUGAUCUCACUUGGUGUAGAGGGUCACAGGGACCCCCCGAGGGUGCUGAGUGGCCUGCUACUGGCACGCAACCUGCCCCCGUGGGAUGAAGCCCCACCGCGUAGCUUGACCUUAGAGGGGACCCCACUCUAAGCAUCCUUUUUUUUAAACAGAGCCAUCUAGAUACAAAAGUCAGUUUCUUAAGAUGCCUCUCACUGAGCACAACACCAGUGUGAUGAGUGUAUAAAGAUGAGGGGUCCUUGCAACAAAGCAAAGCGUAGCCCAUGCUGGAAGAGGGCAUCUAUCCCCCUCUUCGGGUCUGCGCAGUGCUGGCCUUCCCUGAGCUGUGGGGAGCCAAGCCUGCCUAGCCCAGCUUCUCUGGCCUCAGGAACUCUGCCCUGUCAACCUAUCUGGGCUCACGUCUGCUUCUCCACACACAGUCUCUCGGGGAUGCCUUGCUACUGGGAGAGCCUCUGGAAUCAGAGCUAGUGUGUUGGUGCCCUUUUCAGAGCUCUGCUGUUCCUUUAUAAAUCCUAAAGAACUGAGUCUGGGGAGAGGAGAGGGGAUGCCAGCUGCUGCCUCUGACUUCAGGGAGAAGCAGACUUCUUAAUACUGUCUUACGUGCUCGGUGUGAUGGCUUCUUGCAAAUUAUUCUCUUAUAAAAGAGCUCGGCAGGAGUGGCAUCAGUGAGGCUCCCAAAGGAUGAAAUUUUAGCCGCCAAGUUCGUAUUCAUUUUCUGUUAUUCUUUACCUUCUGUUAGUCACACUAUUUUAUAACAUUAGGGAAUCUAAAAUAAUUCCUGUCAGGUCCCUGAAGGAAUGAAGGCUAACAUCUCCUUUGGGGAGAGCUUAGGACCCUUCAAACAACACUCAUGUCUGAGCGGCCAGAUUCCUCCUCCAGGCCCCAUUUUCCCUCAGGAAACCAACCUCUCAGAUGGUUGGAGGAGAAACACUGGGCUGUUGCUUCUUUGGGGCAGCAGGAGAAUGACUUUGGCUUGGAAGGCCUCUGCCAUUCAUCUCUACAAAGCCAGUGGGGUCCGGCAGAGAAAGACCGUGGAAUAGCUGCGGUCUCGAUGUGGCUGCUCUUUGGCACCUCCGCUGGACUGCCCUCCCGCGGCGGUGACCUUUUCAAGUGUGGAAGGGAGUGGGUCGAGUGGACCAGAUGCAGACCCCUGAGUUCUGGAUACUGAUGGGAGGCCUCACCCUCCUUUACGGGGCCUCUCUGGGUGGGACAGAGCCUCACCUGCUCCUGAGCAGCCACUGGUGCCCCACGGUUCCUCUGAAACUAAAUCCCUAGCAUCCAGAUAGUCCUGGGACACUCUGCCUGCUCUGUAAAUGAGGAGGGCUUUUCUCCUGCUGUUUGGAGGUUCCGUCCCUUCACUGCUUGUCCCAUAUGCGUCAGGCAAAUUCAAAAUCAUACAUUUAAACUCUUAGGAAAACAAAAUCUUAAGACUUACACAGAUAUCGGGGUGCUAAUCAACUGGCUUAAAUCUUGAUUCUUACAUAAUUUGAACUUGAAAGGUUACAUUGAACUCUGUUCUUUCCUCCCUCCUCACCUCACUCCCUGCAGGGAGUUCAAUGCCAUGUUGAAGUGGUUGGCAUCCCCAAGUGGGAGGGAGUGGGGCAUCUUACCAUCUUCUAAUGUGACUUCAAGGAACAGUGCAAAUGUUGAAUGCAGAGCUUCACACUAAUACGGAACAGUAACUGUGAGUAUAUUUACCUGUGCUGUCGUCAGCACUGUACACUAAAGGACCAGCUUUUCCAAGCCUAGGAAAAUAAUGGUAGAUACAAAUAGAAAUACAUUUUCCCUAGGAAAUAGAGCAAUAGGAAUUUGAGCUAAGCAGGUACCAUGAACUUCUGCCCUCAAAUUCUCUCUUUGGGUUGAGGAGCAGACCUGUAUAGGCCCUGGCUGAUCAAGUCUGUGUCCUGCCUAGUAAAAACACACAACCACCUCUGUCAUCUGAAGGCCAGCCGGGGAUCUGUAGCCAUCCUCGCCUUGCCUAGGCCCAGGAAGGUGAGGUCUCCUGGGCAACCAGAGUUGCCCCUGUGGUUCCCCAGGGGUGAUCCUAGGCAGAUGACUCACCCGGGCUGGCACAGGAAGGUGCUCACCUUGUUCUCUGGGGCUCCAAGCAAGAGCAGGCCAGGGAGGGCUGGCUUUGCACGCUAUGUAGCAUGACCCAAGCUCCCUGGUGGCAUGGGAAAAACUCCCCUCUGCUUUUGAGCCCAGAUAUGGGCUUUUCUUUGCAAAGGGUUGAGGAGAAAUACAAGACUGAGCUGGUAGGUUAGGGUCCAGAAGGCCUCUGAGGUGCCAUUGCUUACUUCCUUACUGAGGAAACUGGCUCUUGUCCUGGGCCAUGUAGUUCCAUUCUGGGCUCUAGGCUAGUGGUGCUUCUGUCCAUCAAGGGUAUCUGGGUGAGUUGUAGGUUAACCCAGAAUUUAGUAGGGAUAUAGGGGUUUGAAUAGGAAAGUGAUCUGGGGAUUCAGAAAUUUUUCUGAUGUAUCAAUGAGCAACUUCUCAGUGGAUUUUUAUACCUCAGGGUCAUUUGCAAAUCUUUAUCUUUUCCUAUUUCUUAGGUGUUCAAGUUGGUUAAUAGGAGAGAGACGUUCAGAGACUUCUAAGUUGAGGUUCAUUUGCCUCCGUUUGAGGGGUGAGUGGUGCACCAAUAGCUUGCUGCUGUUACUUAGCAAGGCUGUGACAAGUAGGCCUUCCUCCUCUAGCACUUGCAAGCUUUCUGUCUGCGAUCACGGUUUACUUGCCCAUUUCCCUUUUGCUACCUUCUUUCCUAUCUGGAGAUUCAUAUUCUAGAGUCCCUGGUCAACCCUACGGAUGCGAAGAAGAGAUGGCAGUUCACAGCAACUGCAUAGAGUAGGGAGCAGCUUUCCUCCCACCAUCCUAGGCUGGGGACCUUCUUUGCUUCUCACACCACUGUGGUUGGCUCAGCUCAAGUAAGCACGUUCUCUCUGUAUGCUAGAGCUACUGACAUCAUCUCUACUAGAAUUGUUUUAAAUAUCUUUUGAUGGGAAAUACCAGGUUGAACUUCAAGCAUCAUGGAAACAAAGGUUCUAGCUGCAAGAGAGUAAAGUUCUAGGUGUUUGUAUGCCAAGGUUUAUAUGUACACAGAUCCAACACAUACUGUAAGAAAGACUUGAGUACACAAGGUUUUCAGGUUUUAAUGCCCAUUGGGACCGUGAACAAAUGAGAAGAAUGGGAGCAUUGUCUUGCCUCGCUUGGAAGGACGCCUUCCGGCAUCUGAUCCACAUGGAUUCACUUUUAGGAUGCAGUUCUUUGGGGGCCAGAUUUGGCUGCAGAUUCACCCUGAAGAGAACUAUCCAAUGGGCCUGGUGGGGCUUGGGUGCCUGCCUUUUUUGUUGGAGGCUCAGACUUCUAGAGCAGAGCAAAGUUGGGAAGAAUGAGGUCUUAGGAUUCUCAUUCCCCAGAGAGCCCCAGCCUCGCUUCUGAUCAUUACUCCCCAAGUCUGAAUCUACUGUGAAGGUGAAGUUAUCAAUUUUUUCUUGUUUGAGUCCUUUAAACCCACAAAUGUAUAUGCUUUAUUUUAUAUUAUUUAUUAUGUACAUAUGCCUGUUAGUACUUCGUCUGUGACUAGGACAAGGUCUGUCUUGAAGCUUCCUCAUCCAUGGAUCCUAGGGUUCUGCUGUCCUUUAAGGCGGGUGAGAGGGUAGUGUUGUUUUUUAUAAACAGGUUGCUGCUUUUAUGUUGGCCCUAGCAUCCCCAGCCCCUUUAGUUGGGCCCACCUGUAUUCCUUAUGACCAGUGUUUUGGAUGAGGAUGGAGGCAGGUCUCCUACCUUGUGGGCAGGGCCUCUCAAGUACCUCCAUGAAAUAUUUCCAAGGUGGUUUCUUGGUGACAGGCUCUCUUCCCCUAUGUAGGGUACAGUACAGCUGUGAGUCCACGGCCUCCCUCCUCCCAAGGCAGGUCACUUGCCUGGCCCCACAGUGAUAAUGGUUUCUUCCACUUACCUUAGAUUGCAUAAUCCAUCUUUCUGGAUAAUGGAAGCUGCCUGCCUAUCUGGGCUCUUAAUAUGCCUUUUCUUGGUUUUGAGGCCCAGUGCCAACAUUGCCUUGGCCCUCAAGUAAGACCCUGCUUUGUGUCUGACUUUGAUCCUCCUCAGCCUUUAUUCACUGUAUCAUAGUGUACAGGUCAUGCAUUUGAGCAGUGAAGUUUUCUGAACACAGUAUUCAGAGCUGUGUACAUAAACCUAAAUAAGCACAAAUGACAUGUAUAGGAUUGAGCUGAUUGUCUUAAUGAAUGCAUUUUAUAAUUCAAAUGAUGUAGAUGUACAGUCUCUCCUAUUUAUUUUGUACCAAUUUAUUUGUAAAUUUUGUGAUUGUUUUACAAGGUUUUUGUUUAUUUCUAUUCUAUUUAGAUAAAUGAUGUUCUGUUCACCCUGCUAGCAGAUGUGUGUUCCCUCUUCCCUUUCAUCUGUGCAACACCAACCAUGCCAUUGUAUUCAGCUUGGCUGAACCAACUGCCCUACCCACUUGCCUGGCUUUGCUGGUGGGAAAGCUGGGACUGGAUCUCAGCAUGACAACAUAGAAGAGCAUCUUCUUUGGACAGUGUAAAGUCUUAAGAGAAGUGGGUACUAGUUCUGUGCCUCCAAGUCACAGCCUGGUACAGCCAAUCCUAGGGGGAAGGUGUCCUUCUUUGCAAGGAUUAUAAUCUGUUCUCCAUCAGUUACUCUCUACAUAAGAACAUUCGGAGUAUCCAGUCAAAUUGCCCCAGACAUUGGCUGCUCAGUCACUAAUAACAACACACAGUGCCGCUGGGCUAAGCCGGCAUUUCCUAGGUAAGACCAAAGGUCUCAUUCAGGCCUCUCAAUUGGCUCUUGAAAACAAGGAUGGCUUUAUAGGUCCUCCUCUGCUAUGCUAAGCCUGGGAGGAAGGUCGGAGCAGGCAUGGAUAGUCACUUUCAAGUGGAAAACAUCCGGCCUGAGUGUGGCGAGGCGUGUGCAGGUGGGUCUUCAGGAUUCAGUGGAUAUCCUGCAUUCCCCAGUAAUCGGUGUGUAUGAUACACGUUCUUUUCCAUCACUACUUUGUCUUCUGUUCCUUCUUACCCUCAUCACUCACAUGAGACCAGUCCCUGAAGAACUUACGGUGGAGCUUCAGGGACCCUCUGUGAUCCAUUCCUAAACCACAUCUUUUUGGAAUCCCUUUUCUCUCCACUUUUAGUCUCUAUUUUACAUUCCAAAGAGGAUCGUGCUCUGAAAAUUUAGCCUCUUGACUGGUCCAUUUAUAGUCUCCACUGAAUUUAUUUAACCGUGGCAUUUGCAGUCUUUUACUUACACUUGUUCUGUGGAUGGAGACAUUUCAGGGAAGAACUGCUGACAGAAUUGGCUUUCAGACACUGCCUGACCUAACUACCGCUCCCAUCUCCCCAGGUAUCGCCCAACUACCUGAAAGUAGAAUGAGGUGUAUCUUAGCCCAGUGAAAUGCUGUCUUCGAACCCUGCUUGCUUUCAUUAGAAGCAGGGCAGAAAGUGGCAGCAGAGCUAGGGAAAGAAAUCAUGGUAGCACAUUCACUCCCAGCCUCCUGCCUUGGUUUGUUUUUCCUGUUUUACUCACUUGGUCUAGAUGAGCCCUUAGCUCAAAUCAGGAAAUGCUCCAAGGAAAAUGGAGGCAAUUUUUCCUGCUGUCAAGAUGAGAUUUGCCUAAAACUCCCCCCUGCAUCCUCAGAGUGCGCACACAUCCGCUCAUUUCUAAGCUUUAUCGUGAUGCACCCGGGGUUUCUAUUUCACAAAAAUUGUGCUCCCUAGAGCCGUUUUUCAACUCGGCACUUCUGAGGAAACAAAUAUUGAUCAGAGGGUCUUGUAGAGAAAGUGGUUAAAAACUGACCUUUUUAUAGCCUGGAGUUGAUUUCUGGAAACUUAUUUUAUACUUUUUGAAGGUAAUUUAAAAGAGAUGAUUCUUUAUUAAAGCCAAAAAGUUGAAUUCUAUUAGGUGGAUAAUAAACUCUUUUGCUUUCUUUGUAUGGUGGUUUUGUCAUUUUCCCUCCAAGGGCCUCAUAUCUGUGCUCUUAUUUUCAAGCAGUCCCAGGACAAAGGGAUGGUUCUAGGGCCCUUUUCUCUGACUUUCUGCUGGCAUGCCAUCUCCCCUAGUGGAUUACUGAGGACUGAGGAUGCACGUUUCUAAGGGAGAAUUAGUUGCCCGACUUCUGAAGUGCUUUUCCUGUCAGGGUAUUAGUGACUGUGCAGUGUUCAAACAGGAGGCCAACACAUGAUAGGAAAUUUUAGAUGGGGCCAGUUUUCCUACUGCAGUUCUACUAAGUCAUUGACUUGAGGUCAGUGGGUCCAAAAAGUGACUUGUUUAAAGAUACCCACACACUCAAGUCAAAGAUAACUCUGGUGAGAACACUCUCUCAAAGACUGGACACUGAGUAAACAUUUUUCAGUGUGGGGAAGGUUUGCUUGGCAAAUCUUCUUUCCAAGUAUCUCAAGAACUUGUGAGACGUGGAAGGACUAUUGCUGCCUUUCGUGGGAAAAAUGUGUGCUCAGCUGCUUGGGCUCCAGUUUGUGUGGGAAGGUUUAUCUCAGGCCUUGUCUACUCCCCUCGCCAGACAUGGCUUUGGGAAGAGCUCCAUGGGAGACCAGAACAUCUGGGGACAUAGUUGUACCUAGUUAUUUUGUGUGAAGAAACAAAGGGACGAGAUUCAAAAUUCAUCAUUGUGUUUUAAAUUUAAAUUGGAAAACAUAGAUUCCUCAUCCUUAAACAGAGUCAGCAAGUUUGAGAUGAAAUGUUUGUGUUCAAUGGGGAGUACUUUUUUGUGUUAAAGCUCUACAGAGAAACUUCUGUAUAUAUUUUAUUUUUGAGAUCACAUACCUUUGUUGGAAUGAAUCAGACUGUUGUGGCCUUGGGAUGAAGACAUUGUGUGUGAGGACAGGGAAAAAUGGUUGAGAAAUCCAGGUUAAAGAAUAGAAAAGCUUUUUACUCAUUCUAUAAAUGAACAUGCUGCCUGUUUAAAGGACUUGCUUUCUGCUGUUUCUAGAUACCUAGCAGCGCGAGAACUGUGUGACGUGCUGCGUUCUUGUUACGGGAGGUGCGUGACGGGGCAGCGGGGGUUUCUGGAAGUCACCUGUUUCUGCUUUCUGGUUGCCUGUGCCUGUGGUCAUCCCUGCUCCUUAGCAGUAGUGCAUGUUUUUCUUCUAUCUGCAGGGUUGCUCUGGUAGCUCCAUGGUAGAGAUUUCACUCUCAGGGCCUCCCAAAAGUUGUGUAUCAUUUGAAAUUGUUCUAUUUGAGGAAAAACUUUUAAGAAAAGCUGGAUUCCCUGAUCACCACUAAAGAUCAUCAUGAGAAACAUAAGUAUUUGAGCCCUAAACUACUAAGCCCAGUGAGGAAUUGGAGCGUUAACUGUAUGGCAAUAGCUAGAUCAUAGUUACCAUUUUUCCCACCAUCAAAGACAGAUUAAAUAGUUUCCAUAACAUGGAAUGUGGGUAAGGUUCCUACCCUAAUACAGACUUAAAUAUGUAGUUGUCUCAGGCUAUUCGUGGUGAAUAAGCAGAGUAUUUAUUUUAAAAUGACCAGGCAGCCUUGGAAAAAUUGCUGGGCUUUAAAGUUGUUGACAAAGUAUUUCUUAAAUAAAUACAUCUGAUUUAGAAAUACCUAAACAUGGACAAAAUACUUCUAAAUCUGACAUGCAACUGCAUGUGGCUUUUUAAAGUGGUUUCUUAACAAUGCUAAUGUGACUUAAGGAUUUGUAGUUCUAUUAAAAACGACUUCUAAAAGUAUCUUAGGGUAGCUUGAAGGGUUUGCGUUAUUAUUUUAGGUCUCAGCAGAGGUAUGCUUAUGGCAAGAGAAAAAUCUUAGGUCUAAAUAGAACCCUAAACUUUCUUGGCUGUGACCAACUUUUCUGAAGUACACCAUCAGAGUUUUCACUGACUAUCUAUCUUUGCAGAGAUGAAUGAAUGUACUGGGCAAUUCCUCUGCCCAAGGAAACCCAGCAGGGCCUGGGUCUGCUGUACCACUGACCAACUGCUGGGGAGGCUAGGGGACCUGUCAGUACAUGCUGUAAGGUUGGGAGUUCAGUCUAGCAACCAAGAAGGGGUUGCCUGGUGUUCUACAAUGCCUAUAGUGUUUUCAAAAUGCCUGGGAAAAAAUUCUCAAAAGAAGUGGCAGAAUGGUCUUCUCACGGUAUAAAACUCCGCAGGAUUUUUUUUUUUUUUUUUUUUUUUUUUUUUUUUAAGGAAAAAAGUAUACCUUUUAAGUUCAGCUUCCUUAACUACUGGCAACAGAGAGAAAACUCAUAAUUUGUUUUAAAAAGCCCAGUUACAGCUGCCCUGCCUACCCAUGGACCAUUGACUUCCCAGCACACUCUUAAGAAUAAUAUACAGAGAGGCACCAUUUUGCUCUGGGUCUUAUGGAAUCCUAGAGCUCUUGAAUACGUUUUGGUGGUCCUACGGAGAGCUGUAACUAGCAGUGGAGUUGUUGCUUAUUCCAGCUGUGUGCUUUUCACUUUCCGAUCUUUGGACCCAGAGAAUCAUUUGCCAUGGAAUCAUCUGGCUAGUAAGACACUCUUAUAUGGAUGCAAUACAAAAAGUGGUAAAUUAAAGCAAAGCAAUCAUGUGGUCCUUACUCUAAAAGAGACAAUAUGUAAAUGUACUAUUAUAAUAAGGUAGCUCUGCAGAUGUAAUAAGCUACUCAUAAAUUAUUUGGGUUUAAGAAAACUUAAGACUAUGUUAAACUGGACAACAUCUCCAUCUUGAGUGAGAGUAAUUAGUAACUAGGAUGACCACACAUUCUCCUAACACGGGCAACAGUCUAGUCUAAUUGUUAUUGCAUUUCUGACCUGAUUCUUUUAAAGGGGCAUAUAUUCCCAAUAUAUACCAUUUAGAAUGUAUGUAUGUUUCUUGGAUGACUUAAUCUGAAGCCAUAUAAGUCCAAAGUAGUGAGACAGACAGUAUAUCCUUGACUAAGUUAUCAGGCUGUGUUCUCUGCUUAUAAAAUAAUUUUUUAAAAAGCCUCACUUCACAGUCCUGUUCCAAAAAUCUUUCUGUGAAAAAAUUGAGGCCUAUGUAACACCAUGAAUAUAAUCAUGUUAGAACAUAAUCAGUUCUUGAAUAUUUAUUUCCUUUAAGAGAAUAUCAAACUGAUGUCACCAAAUCUAAACCCACUUGAAGACCAAUAGCUAUUACAGUUGUACUACAGAAUAGGUCAAAGUCACCGUUAGAAAUAUUACACUUUAUUGAAUUCUGGAGCAGCUAAUCUACCCUCCCCUAUUGACCAAUGACAAGAAUGGAAGAAAAUAUACAAUGGUUAAAGAAAGAGUCUAUAACCACUGUUUGUUUAAAAUGUUGAAACAACUUUCACUGUACUGGUGAAACAGUUUUAAUACCCUAACAUACACAGUAAUGAUUCAUUCUUGUUUAAAACAAGAGGUGAUUUCGACUUGGGAUUGGGAUUUUUAUUUUUUGAGAUGGAGUUUUGUUCUUGUUGCCCAGGCUGGAGUGCAAUGGCACAAUCCUGGCUCACUGCAACCUCCGCCUCCUGGGUUCAAGCAAUUCUCCUGCCUCAGCCUCCUGAGUAGAUGAUGGGAUUACAGGCAUGCACCACCACGCCCAGGUAAUUUUGUAUUUUUAGUAGAGAUGGGGUUUCUCCAUGUUGGUAAGGCUGGUCUCGAACUCCCGACCUCAGGUGAUCCGCCUGUCUCGGCCUCCCAAAGUGCUGGGAUUACAGGCGUGAGCCGCCGUGCCUGGCCUUGACUUGAGAUUCUGAAGUGAAUUUAUUCACACUGAUUGUGCCCUCUACUUUAGUAAGGUUCUGGCUUACAGAGCCCUCUUCCCAUCCUCUGAUGUUCAAUUUUAAUAUACAGCAAUCAACUCUUAGAGGACAAAGAAAUCUGGAAUUGGGUAGCAUGAGCCACAGCUAUAUAGCCCACACUAAUGCAUGUUCUGUAGUAUAAGAAGGCAGUUCUUCCCUUUCUUUUCUGGGGGCUUGUUCCUUUGUCCACUUGCAGCUAAAUUCUUUCUAUAGAUUUAUCACAGAUAAGAAGGAGGUUGUUUUUGGAUAACAAAUAAGCAUUUGUGCUAUUAAACAAACAAAAGGUAAUAAGGAUACUGUCUUUUCCCUCAAAAUAGAAUCCUGCCCUAAAGCAACGCAAGUAGAGCAUACUUCUGUGCAAAGCCAGUGAUAGAGAAGCAGCCUUGCCAGAGUCACUGAGGAUGAAUUAAAGGCUUAUAAAAGAAAACUUGACCUUAACAGAGACUACAUUUGAUCAUGGAAAUAAUACAUUUCUCCACUGAUAUACAAUACCAUGUAAUGCACUGGAAAAGUUGGACCUUGGAGUAAUAGCACAAUUUGUAACAUUACAGAUCACCUCUUCCCACUCUUUGUUCCACUCUGAGACUCUUUCCUUUUCCUCGUGUAUCCAGAUACACUGACAUACGGAUGAUUUUAAAAGUGUCACAAGCCACAGUGGAGCCAUAUACAUGCAGUUCAGCCUGAUUUUACCCUUAUUUUCUUCUAAUACAGACUCCAUUACAAUUUUGGACCAUCUGCAGAGAGUACAGAUACACAAAACCAAAACAAGUAUCUAUGAUAAUAAAAUCUUCAGAAACUUUUCAGACGUACCUUUCAUGGAGCCCCCUCCCUCCCCCGAGUAGAACCCUAACAGGGACCUCGUUUGUUCCUGUGAGUCCUGCCAGGACUUGUUUAAUGGGUGCUUGGGGUUUUGGUUUUCCUCCUUAUUCUUCCUCCUCCUCCUCCUCUUCAUCAUCAUCUUCGUCAUGGCAGUGUGUAAUUUCCUGGGGGGCCAGUGGGAAGAGGUUGGGAGGUUUAAUCUCACUAAUUGACCGUGUCAGCUGGUGCCGCUUGUAGUCAGUGUCUUUGAAAUCCACUGAUGUGCGGUUCCGGGUGGCAAGAGGAGACUCCAUCUCAUUGAUAUCUACGUGUGUGUGCUCCACCGUUGAUUCAUGAGGCAUCUAGACAGAAAAAAGCUAGAGGCUCAGAAAGCAGGCAGAGCAAAGUAGCUACUCCCCAAAUCCUAACCCCUCUCCUCUGUUAGGUGGCCAUGCAAUUACAUCUAUAAUGGACCACAGGACAAGUCAAUAUAGACUUAUCUUCAUAGAACUACUUAUAGUUGCCUGUCUUCCUCUCUCCCUGCCCCUCAAAAUGGUGCCCAUAUUGUCUACUGCAGCUGGAAAUUGGAAAAGAUGGAGAGGGGAGUUUACUUUCUAUUUUACAGCAAAAACAAGAUAGUCCUGAAACAGAUCAGAAUAAAGGAAUGUAAAAACCA
Molecule: messenger RNA, 15857 nt
Organism: Homo sapiens (human)
Lineage: Eukaryota; Metazoa; Chordata; Mammalia; Primates; Hominidae
Gene: CNNM2
Product: cyclin and CBS domain divalent metal cation transport mediator 2
Exons: 8
Coding region: 188-2815 (875 amino acids)
Biological process (GO): magnesium ion homeostasis; magnesium ion transmembrane transport
Cellular component (GO): synapse; basolateral plasma membrane; glutamatergic synapse
Molecular function (GO): magnesium ion transmembrane transporter activity; ATP binding
Source: RefSeq, marked reviewed